Messenger RNA from Notechis scutatus (mainland tiger snake), 3940 nucleotides. It is a transcript of the gene TADA3, whose product is annotated as transcriptional adaptor 3. Gene Ontology annotation, cellular component: SAGA complex. Gene Ontology annotation, biological process: regulation of transcription by RNA polymerase II. NCBI's taxonomy places the organism in Eukaryota, Metazoa, Chordata, Lepidosauria, Squamata, Elapidae. The record is from RefSeq and is a predicted model, not a curated record. Gene Ontology annotation, molecular function: transcription coactivator activity.
GGGCGGAACUCUCUGGGCAGAGAGAUUUUGUGUGUUGUGUGGCAGAUUUCGGCGUGAUACUUUUCCCGUCACCCCUCCCCCCUCUCGCCGCUAUGGCGGCUGGGAGUCAGCCUCGCGCUCGACCGCUGCAUCUCCGGGGGAUACGAGUCGCCCCUCUUCCCUUCCUGAUGCGCUCCGUAUGGGUGUAACCCGGAAGGAGCCUCUGGAACCGGAAACUCGCCCAAUAAUUCCCCCCCCCGCCUUUCUCCAGCGCCCCCUCCUGGCUUGUUUCCCCCCCUCAUUCAUCAUUUUGUCUCUCCACCGUCCAUAGUUCUUAUAGUGCUUCCUUAUAUCCUUGUCUAAGCAGCAGCAGCAUCAGGCUCCAGUUCCCUCCGUCCUCGUUAUUUUAGGACCUCGUCCUCUCUGGGCAAAAGAAUUCCCCCAAAUUCCUUGUCUUCGCCUUCCCUCUGCCACGAUCGUUCACUUCCUUAAUCUCGACUGCGGUAGCUACCCUGUCAAGCCUGCAUUUGCCAUAGCAGCCCUUCAGUUCUGGUCGUCGUUUGUUUUAAAAAAUAACGUUUGUUUUUCCACUCUGUGGAUUCUUCCCAAUGCAACGGUGCCUGCAGUGAUGCCUCCAUCUCGGCAAGAUUCCUGGUUGUGAAGAACUACUUGUCUCCACUAUUUAUGUAGGGCCCGGCAACACCAUGUCUGAACUGAAAGAUUGCCCCCUUCAAUUCCAUGAUUUCAAGUCUGUGGACCAUCUGAAAGUGUGCCCACGCUAUACAGCUGUACUGGCCCGUUCCGAAGAUGAUGGUAUUGGCAUUGAAGAGCUUGACACGUUACAGUUGGAGCUUGAAACAUUGCUGUCAUCUGCAAGCCGCCGACUUCGGGUGCUGGAGACUGAAACCCAGAUUUUGACAGAUUGGCAAGACAAGAAAGGAGACAGGCGGCUUCUGAAAAUUGGCAAGGACCAUGAGGUGGGUCCUUCUAUCAAACAUAGCAAGCUCAAGAAGCAGAAGCUAGAUGUGAAAGGAAGCCACAGCACUCCAGGGCGGCCCAAAUCCAAGAACCUGCAGCCUAAAAUUCAAGAGUAUGAAUUCUCAGAUGAUCCAAUUGAUGUGCCUCGUAUUCCUAAAAAUGAUGCACCUAACAGAUUCUGGGCCUCAGUGGAGCCAUACUGCGCUGACCUCACCAAUGAGGAGGUUCGUACCUUAGACGACCUUCUUAAGCCACCUGAAGAUGAAGCUGAACACUACAAGAUUCCACCCUUAGGGAAGCAUUACUCCCAGCGCUGGGCCCAGGAAGACCUGCUGGAAGAGCAGAAGGACGGGGCUCGGGCUGCUGCUACUGCUGAUAAGAAGAAAGGCAUCUUGGGACCUCUGACCGAACUGGACACUAAGGAUGUUGAUGCUUUGUUGAAGAAAUCGGAGUCCCAGCAUGAACAGCCAGAGGACGGGUGCCCUUUUGGACCACUCACCCAGCGCCUCCUGCAGGCACUCGUAGAAGAGAACAUCAUCUCCCCUAUUGAAGAUUCGCCUAUUCCUGAGAUAGCCGGCAAAGACUCUGCAAUCGAUGGUGCUAGCACUUCUCCCCGCAGCCAGAACAAGCCCUUCAGCGUACCCCACACAAAAUCUCUUGAAGGCCGCAUCAAGGAAGAGCUUAUUGCUCAAGGCCUGCUGGAGUCAGAGGACCGGCCGGCGGAGGAUUCGGAGGACGAAGUGUUAGCCGAGCUGCGGAAGAGACAGGCUGAGCUCAAGGCGUUGAGUACCCACAACCGGACCAAGAAAGUUGAGCUGCUCAGGCUGGCCAAAGAGGAACUUCACAGGCAAGAGCUGCGGCAACGCGUGCGCAUAGCUGACAACGAAGUCAUGGAUGCCUUCCGCAAGAUCAUGGCCGCCCGGCAGAAGAAGCGCACCCCAACCAAGAAGGAGAAAGAUCAAGCCUGGAAGAGCCUCAAGGAGCGCGAGAGCAUCCUGAAGCUGCUCGAUGGUUAAUGCCACGAGGCGCCCGGCCAAGCUUCUCCGUUUGAGCCCCCCUAACCGAGGCCCCCGCCGAAGGGGAGACUGUCAGCCGCAGGUGUAGACUAUAGCAGCCUCCCUCCCUGGUUUGUCAUCACACUUCUUGCGCUAUUUCAGCCCGAGACGCUGGACAGGUUGGCUUCCAGCUGUGUGCCUUCUCUUUCUGGGCGUGGCUUUGAGCCCUGUGGUGAAAUGAGCGCCCGGAUUGCUUAAAAGCGGCGGUCCCUCUUUUCGACACCUGCAGGGGGACAAGUUACGCUGCGGCGUCGAAGACGAGACGGAACAAAACCUUUUAUUCGUCUUACCUACCAAAUACCAGGUUUCAGGAUCAGUCAUCAGCAUAAACUGGAACCGAAGUUAGAUUUUUUUUAUUUUAUUUUUUAUUUUGGUCCUCCUUCCUACUGCUGCUCUUCCUUUUGUUCGGGUUAAGGAAAACAGCACCUUGAAAGCUAUAUAGGCACAACGAAGGUCAAGUGUGGGAGCAUGAUUUCUAAAAGGCCGGGUUUUUUUUUUUUUCUUGAGUUUGGGAACGAUUUAUUGACUCUGUGGCUGCACCAGACGUAUCUCACCAGCAACGAGGGCUGAGCUAAGAUGGAACAGCCAGGGAAGUUCCGAGGCGUGGGGAGAAUGGCCGUUCUGUGGGUGGUUUUAAGUGGAUGCCUGUCGUAUCCGUAGGGCCUCCUCCUGCAUUUCACUGUUCAAACCUAAGUUACAAUCCAAACCCUGUCAAGGAAGAGGUGUGCAUUACUUGGCUGGGCAUAAUUUUUUGCAAGGCAGCUAUGAAGUCUUUACUUCCUAUUUUGCUCAUUGUCUUCCUGUGGGGAUAUUGAGGGAUAUUGCACGUUCUCCCUUCUAGCCCCCCCUAGAAAGGAGUUGUCCUCCGUGGAAACAAGCAGAGAAAAUGCCAGUGGGUUCUGGAGCAAAGGGCUGAGCAACCAGAACAUCCAAAUGGUCCAAGGGGGGGGAAAAGGAUUUCGCGAUUUGGGUGGAAAGGGGCUGAGCGAACCCAAUCCUGCCCCGUACCAAUUCCAGAAGCACACUACUCAGUAUCAACAUGGCAGACAGCUAGAAGCGCAGUCAGGAAACGCAAGAUGGGAGGAAGGAGAGAUUCCUCCCCCACCCCCCACUCUGUAUUUUUAACCCAACCUCACCCAGAAACUCCCAAGAAAGUGAGAAAAUUAGCUGGGAAGAAGCCUAACUUGAAAGUCUUUCAUCAAAAGAGAUAGGAAAGAAUCGCUCUUCCGUGGGCCGUUUGCAAGCUGGGCAAUGAACCACUGUGCCUCCCGUGGUUCUUUUCCUGCAAGCUGCAUCUGGGUUGAAUCCAUUUGGGGAGCGUUUAUUUCCACCAGCCAUUUAAGCAGGCAAACUGUAUGAAACAACUGGCGGAUUGGUGAUGAAAGAGCACAAGGGCGGGACAGGGCCAUCUGCGUCUCUUCCUCACUUGGGUACAGAUAAAUCAUCACCCCGGAGCCUUGCUUGUCUUCGUUAAAAAGCAAUGGGCACUUCAGUCUGCCUGCCUGUCCCAUCUCUUCCUUGAUUUAUUUCAUCUUUUGGCUUUAGGCUCCUUUUGCAUCCUCGACUUGUUCCAGGAUGACCGUGCCCACUCUCCUUAACUGAAAUCGAUCAUAAUACAGUGCUGUAUGGAGUGGGAGAGGGAGCGGGAGGUAAUUAAUUAAUUCUGUGUUGAUAACCAGUUGGAGAAGAGGCUUUGAGGACAUGUUCGCAUUUGCCUUGGAUUAUAUCUGCCUGUUGUGUGGACAGACUUCUUCCACCACUAACCUCCUUCAAAGAUUUGACUGAUCCCUCCCAGUUUUCUUACGAAGCAUAUACAAUGCUUUUUUAACCCUCUUCCCCAGUUUGGACUUCCUUUUGCUUUCCCGUUUACCAGCAAGUUUUCAACAUUCGGUCCAUUGUGUGAAGAUUUUUCAAACGCCGUUGCUUUG